AUGGUUGGGGUUGGGAAUGGAAUGUGUGUCACCCCACUGAAGAGGAAGGCAGGUUUGAUGGGGGCCCUGACCAGCCCCAGGAAGUCCAGGGGCCUGAAGCACACCAGCCUGAGGGUGAAGGCGGCGGUGGAGCGCAAGGGGAUGACGACUUAUGGGGAGGUGGCAGACGAGCUGGUGGCCGAGAGCUGCGUGGGCGGGGAGGAAGGGAAGGAGUGCACCGAGAGCGACAACCUGAGGCGCCGGGUGUACGACGUGCUCAAUGUGUUCGAUGCCGCUGGCAUAAUCAGGAAGGAGGAUAAGCAGAUAUGCUGGGUGGGGCUGCCUGUUGGAGAUGAGCCAGAACGCAGGGAGGGUGGGGAGGAUAUGGAGGAUGGGGAAGAUGGGAUGGAUGCAAAGAGCCUCGUUGAUGCCAAGAAGGCCGUCCUCUCGCAGCUGGUGGAGCAGCAUGCCGCUCUCCUAGCGCUCCUGCGAAGGAACGAGGAUCGGCCGAUCGAUUCGUGCCCGCCUGUGCCCAGGGUGCUCCAGCUGCCCUUCAUCGUGAUCCAUGUGCCCGCGAACGGGGCGGUGGAGGUUCAAAUAUCCCAGGAUGUGCCAAGUUCGUGUGUGAGGAUGGACUUCCACGACGUGCCCUUCGUGCUGCACGACGACCUGUGGCUGCUCAGGAUGAUGGACUUGCACAGGCCCACUGCCAAAGCGCCCCACAGUGGCGCACGGUGCCCCAUGGCGGUGGCACAUGACCCACUUGCGUUGCCGCCGCUGGCGUCGGCCGCCGUGCUGGAUGGGAUCAAGGCCGAGCUGCGGCCACCCAUGAUGCUGUUUAAGGAAUCGCAGGCUAGCUCACACAACGCUCACAACUUUGCAAACUCUCUGGACGAUAUUAUAGGUAUGCAGGGAGGGGGACAGCAAUUGGGGGAUAGGAUGGCGCUUUUCGAGUUACGUGAUGGCCACGGUUACACCUUUCAACCUGAACUGGGGAAGGCGGUGAUGAUGGAUGUGGCGGAAAGCAGCAACCUGACAGAUAUUAGGGCAGGGGCUGGGGCCUGUGUGAAAGGGGACUUGAGCAUGCCACCCACGACGGGCACACCCACGAGCGAGGUUCCCAUGGCACUCGCUUGA
Molecule: messenger RNA, 1116 nt
Organism: Ostreobium quekettii
Lineage: Eukaryota; Viridiplantae; Chlorophyta; Ulvophyceae; Bryopsidales; Ostreobiaceae
Source: the annotation of a GenBank genome assembly